Molecule: messenger RNA, 3582 nt
Organism: Girardinichthys multiradiatus
Lineage: Eukaryota; Metazoa; Chordata; Actinopteri; Cyprinodontiformes; Goodeidae
Gene: afg1lb
Product: AFG1 like ATPase b
Exons: 13
Coding region: 16-1506 (496 amino acids)
Cellular component (GO): cytoplasm; mitochondrion
Molecular function (GO): ATP binding; ATP hydrolysis activity
Source: RefSeq, a predicted model, not a curated record
GCGUUUUGAAGCGUCAUGGCGUCCUACACAGCUUCUGCAGCCGUCAGGUCCUCUGUAAUGUUUUUGUUAACAAAACGAGCUCAGACUGUUAAGAAAAUCUGCAUUCUGUCACGGAGUUGCACCGCAGAAAGUUCUAGCUGUUGGAGCUCAUCCCGUUCAUCCUCCUCGGACUCUCCUGCUGCAGAUAUUUGUGGCUCCGGUGACAUUGUGGUUCAGUUUGAGCGGCUUGUGCAAAGUGGCUCCCUGACGCGAGACACUCAGCAGAGAUAUGUUCUCCAGCGGCUGGCUCUACUGCAGCAAAGCCUGAAGAACUACACUGACAGCCUGUACCUGAACCCAACACAGCAGUCUAAAGAUCACAGCAGGCAGCCUCAGAAAGAUGGUGCUACAACAGUCCAAACGGAAACCCAUUCACAAGCCUCACCACCACCACCGCCUAAAGGUCUCUAUAUAUAUGGAGAUGUUGGCACAGGGAAGACUAUGCUGAUGGAUCUGUUUUACUCCCAUGUGGAAAACAGUCGCAAAAAGAGGAUCCACUUCAACAGCUUCAUGUUGGAUAUACAUAAAAGGAUCCACCACAGGAAACAAAGCCUGCCGAAACGAAGGCUAGGGAAAAUGUUCACCUAUGACCCCAUAUCCCCGGUUGCCAUGGAGAUCAGCAGUGAGAUCUGCCUGUUGUGUUUUGAUGAGUUUCAGGUGAACGAUGUCGCUGAUGCCAUGAUCCUGAAGCAGCUGUUUGAGACGCUGUUCAAAACUGGAGUGGUGGUGGUGGCCACUUCUAACAGAUCCCCUAACGAUCUGUACAAAAACGGACUUCAGAGAGACACCUUCCUACCUUUCAUCGACAUGCUAAAGGAACACUGCCACACUGUCUGUCUGGACUCUGGGAUUGAUUACAGGAGGCUGGACAGGCCUGCAGCCGGAAAACUCUACUACCUCACAGGGGAGCCUAGAGGAGAGGCUUACCUGGAUGCACUGUUUGAGGAGCUGGCAUUAAGACAAAAGACUGUUACAGGUCCCCAUUUGCUCACUGUGCUAGGCAGAGAUGUGACACUAGAGAAGACCUGUGGCUCCAUCGCUGAUUGUACUUUCCAUGAGUUGUGUGGUAAACCAAUGGGUGCCAGUGAUUACCUGGAGAUAGCACAAACUUUUGACACAGUAUUCAUCCGCCAUGUUCCCAUACUGACGCUGACUCUGAAAGACCAGGCCAGGCGCUUCACUACCCUCAUAGAUAUCUUCUAUGACCGCAAGGUGAGAGUGGUGCUUCUGGCGGCGGCUCCAUUAGACCGGCUCUUCGUCCAUACUGGAGGAGAAGAUGAGAGAGAUCGACAGCUGCUAGAUGACCUGGGCCUCACUGACGAGGCAGCAGUGAGGCUCACUCUGUUCACAGCUGAGGAGGAGAUCUUUGCCUUCCAAAGGACCGUCUCUCGGCUCAGGGAGAUGCAAACUGAGACUUACUGGGUGGAGGGAGGUCGCCGUUACAGAAGUAGACACCUGAACAGCUAACCUCUCUAGCUGAUAGCUUUGAAAAAAAAACUACCUCCAAAUAGCAAAAUGCUUCGCUAACCAGCCUCACUUCUCAAAGAAAAAAUAUUUCUUAAUUCAGGCAACCGAAUAAAAAUGUUUUAAAGUACUGGUGUCCAAAGUCAGUCCUCAAGGGCUGAUGUCCUACAUAUUUUAGAUGUUCUCCCUGGUUCAGCACACCUAAAUCAAAUAAAGAGGCAAAUUAGCAGGUCGUGCAGGAGUUGAUGUCAUGUUGAGGAGGUAAUUCAGUCAUUUAAAUCAGCUACAGUGUGUGGAAGCAGGGACGCAACUAAAACAUGCAGGGCACUGGUCCUGUUGUAAAGUAAAUGGCACUUUGCUCCAAAACAGUGUAACAAAACCAAACUGUUUUCCCAUUUCAUCUGAUGUCUCCUCAUGUUUCAUGUGAGUUGAAUAUGUCCUGUAAGGACUGCUCUCUCCCCCUCGUGGACUGGUGAUUUAAAAGAUUGACAGCUUUUAGGGAGUGUAUACCACAGUGAGAAGGGGACAAAACAUCCUCCCUCUGCAGGUGGUUAGUGUCCUCUAGUGGUUGAAUGUUAAAAUAUUUUGAACUAGGUCUUUUAAAUCUGAUUGAAUCAGAUUUUUGCUUAAGAUAAUAAACUUUACCUUCUUAUGUAAUGAGGCGAUUAAAUAGAGAGGCCUGUCGAAGUAUUCAUGCACCGUGAAGAUUCUUCACAUUUUGUCACAUUACAACCACAGAGUUCAUGGUAUUUUCUUAGUAUUGUAUGUGAUGGAUGAACAAAGUAGUGCAGGAUAGUGAAGUAAAAGAGAAAUAAAGCAUAGUUUUCAACAAUUUAUUUCACAAGCAAAAAACUGAAAAACAUGAGAACCACUGACAACCACUGUUUGUAGAACCACUAUUUACUGCAGCAACAACUGAGUUUUAGUCACAUAUCUUGCAUACCUAGCGACUCAAUCUUUGCCUUGUAUUUUUGCAAAAUCACUUAAACUCACUCAGGUGAGACAGAAAGAGUCUGUGGACAUCCAUUUUUGAAGAAUUUACACAGUUUCUCAAUUGGAUAAAAAUCUGGACUUUGACUGAGCUUUUUUAACUGGGUUUCUUCCAGGAUUGUUCAGUAUUUAGCUGGGCCCAUAAAUGCUCUCUUUAAAGCUGAUUUUUCACUCGAAAGAAUUUGCAAAGGUGAAGUCAUAUGCUUUCUUGUAGUCCUACAGCGCUUUGAUCAUUUUGACUUGUUAGGGACCGCAUACAAAUGCAGGCCACACAUUUCAGAUUUUUAUUUAGAAAAACAAUUAAACCUAUAUAUAAUUUUUCCUUCCACUUAUGCUCUACUUUGUAUUUGUCUAUCACAUAUACCCCAGUAAAAUAAAUUGAAGUUUGUGGUUGUUAUAUUAGAAAAUAAAAAAAAAGGUUCAAUAGGGUUUGACACUGUAUUUAAGGUAAAGAAUCUGAACUUAGUGGUUUUAAUUGAACUUAUCAGAAUGAAUGCACCUACACCUUAUAUUGCUGUACCAACAAUGCACGUUGCUACAGUUGGAAGUGUUGGUUUUACUUGAAUUAUUCAUGAAAUGCCAAAUACUAACUGCAAACUCCAAAGCUUUUAAACAAGCUGCAGAACCAAAUCUAAAUCUAACUACAGAAAUGUGUUAAUAUAUUUGUACAAGGAAAAAUAUUAUCAUUUGAUUCAUAUUUUAUAACCUGUUACUUUUAUUGAGACUGUGCAAGACUAGACACACAACAAGACAGACAGCAAUACGUCUUUUAACUUCUAAGAUCAGUUUGGAUUUGUUGUAAACAGACAUCGUAGAAGGAAGUUAGAGUACUGGGAGAGAUCCUAGACAGGUUAACCCAACAGAAAGACCAAUAUCUCAAUGUGGUUAACCCUUUGUUACCAUUUAUAAUAGCUUUAUUAUUUCAAAUAAUUCAAAAAUGAAUUAAUGCCAAACUGUAUUUUAUCCACCACAUUUUAAUUUUUAUAUUUAAUUGUUACUCUAUUUUCAUAUAAAAAAAUAUUGUUUUGAUUAACGAUACCAUAAAUGUCCAAUAUUUGCGAAUGAAAAAUAAAAAAAACUUGUUCUCUG